CUUAAACUUAUUAAAGUUAGAAGGUCUCCUUGGUUAUCGUAUCUAUUAAGUGUAUUGAAUAAUCGUAAUGAUGACACCUGCUGCAUUAUUGAACCCAAAACCGUUUCUCAGUGAACUUAUAGGAAAAUCCAUCACAGUAAAGCUAAAAUGGGGCUCUGAAUAUAAAGGUUACCUUGUGGCCUAUGAUGGAUAUAUGAAUAUACAGUUGUCCAAAUGCGAAGAAUAUGUUAAUAAACGUUGUACAGGUGAAUUGGGCGAAGUACUAAUAAGAUGUAACAACGUUUUGUUUGUGGGAUAUACUGAGGAUGAAGAUAACGAAGAAAAAGAUGAUCACUAGUUUAUAUUAUUGAGAAAGUGAUUAACUUACUAUAUUAAAAUGACAAGUUUAUUUUUAUACUGUUUAUAAAAUAAAUAGAUAUUUGUUUUGUUUAA
Messenger RNA from Diabrotica balteata, 432 nucleotides. The record is from the annotation of a GenBank genome assembly. Lineage: Eukaryota; Metazoa; Arthropoda; Insecta; Coleoptera; Chrysomelidae.